This is a messenger RNA of Carassius carassius (crucian carp), 1517 nucleotides long. RefSeq names its product interferon-inducible GTPase 5-like. Gene Ontology annotation, cellular component: membrane. The transcript is spliced from 4 exons. Lineage: Eukaryota; Metazoa; Chordata; Actinopteri; Cypriniformes; Cyprinidae. Bases 179 to 1375 code for a protein of 398 amino acids. Gene Ontology annotation, molecular function: GTP binding. The record is from RefSeq and is a predicted model, not a curated record.
CUCGGGUGGAGCUCGCUCUGCUUUUCGGUUCAGCAUUAUAAUUUCAGAUCGUAUGCUUUAGGGUAUUCUUGCUUUGUGGAUUGCUCAGAAGAAUUUGUGAAGGAAAUACCGGGCUUCUCCUCUUAGUUAUUAAUUCUUCCUGGGUCUCGUGCUCGGAAAGCUCGAGGAUCGAAGAAAGAUGGCUACAUUUGAAGAUUAUUGCAUAAUAACCCAGGAGGACUUAGAGGAUAUUAAAGAGACCAUAUCUUCUCAGGAUCUCCCAUCAGCGAUAAGCAUGAUCAAAGAAUACCUCAAACAGCAGGAUCUUGUAGAACUUAACAUUGGUGUGACGGGAGAGUCUGGUUCUGGAAAGUCCACAUUUGUCAAUGCAUUCAGGGGCUUAGGAGAUGAAGACGAGGGCUCUGCUAAAACCGGCCCAGUAGAAACCACUAUGCUGCCUGAGGUUUACCUUCACCCAAAAUACAAAAAUGUGAAAGUGUGGGAUCUUCCUGGCAUCGGAACACCAAACUUUAAAGCUGAUGAGUACCUUAAACUGGUUCAGUUUGAACGCUAUGAUUUUUUCAUCAUCAUCGCUUCAGAUCGGUUCAGAGAAUGCCACACUCAGCUGGCCACAGAGAUCACGAGAAUGAAGAAAAGAUUUUAUUUUGUUCGUUGCAAGAUUGACUUGAGCAUUGAGGCCGAAAAGAGAAAGAAAAACUUUGACCUGCAAAAGACACUGGAUAUCAUCAGAGAGGACUGUGAAAACGGUUUGAGAAAAAUUGGUAUAGAUGAUCCUGCUGUGUUCCUGAUUUCUGGAUGGGAGUUUGAAAAGUUUGAUCUAAAUGUUCUGCAGGAGAGGAUGGAGAAGGAGCUUCCACAACAUAAGAGACUUGUGCUGAUGUUGGCUUUGCCGAAUAUCACACUGGAGAUUAAUGAAAAAAAGAAGAAAGCUCUAGAGCAGAACAUUGGAAAAGUUGCCUUCCUGUCUGCUUGUGUGGCUGCUGUUCCUGUUCCUGGUCUUUCAAUUGCUGUGGAUUUAGCCUUCAUAGUUCACGAGAUAGAGAAGUACUGCACCACCUUUGGCCUUGAUAAGGAGUCUUUGGAGAAGCUCUGUGAAAGAUAUGGGAAGAGAAUAGAGACUGUGGAGGGUCUGAUUAAGUCAGCUUGGUAUAAAGAAAUAUGCACAGGUUCAAUCACAACCAUACUAAGAGACAUAUCCUUUCUGAUAACAGAAGAUGCUGUUGAGUCUGUUGUUAGGUUUAUACCCCUUUUAGGCACUGUGGCGGCAGGAGCAAUGUCCUAUUGGGCUGUGUCAACAAUGCUGAAGAGUGCUCUGAAUGAGGUAGCAGAAGAUUCCAGGAAUGUGCUCAUCAGUUUGCUGGAGACUGAAGUGUAAUACUGUACCACUGCCAGCUAUGUAAAGUGGUCAAAAGGUUUAUAAAACUAUACUUAAAAGUUAAUUCCUUUGGGAAGAAAAAAAAUGGUCCUGACGAAUUUUAUACACAGAAUUUUAACCUAUAAUUGUGAUAAAUAUUUAU